Messenger RNA from Cyprinodon tularosa, 1116 nucleotides. RefSeq names its product macrophage mannose receptor 1-like. Bases 1 to 1116 code for a protein of 371 amino acids. The record is from RefSeq and is a predicted model, not a curated record. NCBI's taxonomy places the organism in Eukaryota, Metazoa, Chordata, Actinopteri, Cyprinodontiformes, Cyprinodontidae. The transcript has 4 exons.
AUGAAGUGGAGUCUGAUUCUGCUCUUCCUGAUGGGUCAGAGUUGUUUCAUCGACUGUCAGCUCUAUGAGUAUCUCUACAUUAAUGAGGCAAAGACCUGGACUGAAGCUCAGCAGUACUGCAGAGAGAACCACACUGACCUGGCCACAGUGUAUAACAUGACAGACAUGAAGAGACUCCUCAGUACCAGAGCAGGAUAUAAUAGGGAUGCUUGGAUUGGUCUGUAUGAUCAGAGAGAUGGUAUCAGAACAUGGUACUGGUCUCUGCCUGAAGUAGAGUUCAAUGAAAGUGAGACAAACUGGGACCAAGGAGAACCAAAUGAUCACGAAGGGGUGACUGAAAACUGUGGGAUUCUGAUGUCAAAUCUUGAAUGGCAAAAUAUUCCUUGUGAACUUGAAAGACCUUUCCUCUGUUAUGAUGAAACUAAUAGAACCCAGAAAUACCACUUGAUUAGAGAGGGGAAGACCUGGCAGGAAGCUCAGAGUUACUGCAGAGAGAAACACACAGACCUGAUCAGUGGAAUGAAGCAGCUACAGGAUGGAGAACUGGAGAAAGUGAUGAGCUCUACACAGAUUAAAACAUACUUUGGUCUCUUCAGAGACACCUGGAGGUGGUCAGAUGGAAGCAGUUUCUCUUUAAGACACUGGAAUGACCAGUUAAACAAUCAGCAAUACAACACUGGUCGAUGUGCUGUUGCUGGGACUGAUGAUGAAGGCAGAUGGAAGACUGAAAGCUGUGAUCAGAGAAAACCCUUCAUCUGUUAUGAUGAUAAAGUGAUCCUGGUCAAAGAAAAUAAAACCUGGGAGGAUGCCUUAAACUACUGCAGAUGUCACUACCAUGACCUGGUCACCCUCACUAGCCUGGAUGAGCAGAGAUGGAUCCAGGAGAAAGCCAAGAACGCCUCGACUGAUUAUGUCUGGAUUGGACUGCGCUACAACUGCUUUAAAAACAUGUGGUUCUGGGUCUGUAAGGAGAUCAGGUUUAACCGUGAAAGCCAGGUCUCAGAAGAACAGAUGAGAAACUGUGACAUGUCUGGAGCCAUAGACGCAAGAGGGAAACAUAGGUGGAUUCAGGGAAAUGACACAGAGGAACUGAAUUUCAUUUGUUCUAAGGUAUAA